Messenger RNA from Tribolium castaneum (red flour beetle), 1221 nucleotides. Its product is annotated as coiled-coil domain-containing protein 86. Bases 121 to 1047 code for a protein of 308 amino acids. Lineage: Eukaryota; Metazoa; Arthropoda; Insecta; Coleoptera; Tenebrionidae. The record is from RefSeq and is a predicted model, not a curated record. The transcript has 3 exons.
AAGUUAUUAGCGUAUAAUUAAUAUCUCGUCUUUAACACCAAUGACAUUGUGACAUGACAAAAACAUCAUCUAUAUAAAGCGUUCAGCUUUUCUCAUUUUCAGUUUAGUUUUAUCGCCAAGAUGGGUCUACUAUUGCAGUUAUUUGUUGUAACAACUCUAGUCGCUGUCCUCCACAGUGCACCCCUUGACGAACAUUCCGAAAGUACCACCGUUGGAAUCAAGCCUUUGCCAGCCACUCUGAACAAAAAAGACGACUCAAAGGAAUCAGAUGAGGACAAAGCCGAUAUUAAGCGAGUCUCCCGUGAUAUCCCCUUACCACCCCCUACCCAAACAAAAGACACCCUAAAUGCCCAAUCAAGUACCAGCAAACCCCAAUUUGGAAGCCGUCCAGCUAGAGACACCACACACUUUAUCUCAGGAGUACCAUCACCCCAAUCCAACCCUAAACCCCACACCAACCUACAAAACCCCCACGGUCAACAACCCCAACUAGGAACCCCCCAAAAUCAAGCACAACGUAGACCAGCCAGAGAUACCACACAUUUCAUCUCAGGGGUACCAACACCUCAAUCACAAUCCAACCCCAACCCACAAACCUACCAACAAAACCAACAACCCCAACUAGGAACCCCACAAAAUCAAGAACAACGUAGGCCAGCCAGAGACACCACACACUUUAUUUCAGGAGUACCAACACCCCAAUCACAAUCCAACCCUAACCCACAAACCUACCAACAAAACCCUCAAGGCCAACAAAGCCAACUAGGCACCUCACAGUAUCCUUCCUCGCAAACUAGGCCAGUGAGAGCAGCUGAGAACCCAAAAGUUGAUCACAAACCCCAACCAGAACACCCACCAGCAACUGGUACCAGACCUGUGAGGGAUACCAAUCAUCCAGCAACAAAUCAGGCAAAAGUCCAGACUCGACCAGCACCACUUCCUGCGAGAAAUGAGCAAAAACCGACGUCUACUUCACAAAAAAAUGAACCGAGACGUGUAAGAGAAGCUGUUAGUACUUCAACAAGUACUGAAAAAAGUGAUAAUUAAGGAUAGGCGUAAGGAGAUGUUUGUUUAAAAAAUAAUCACCUUCGUAUUGUUAGUACUUUGGUGCUAAUCAGGUUAAGUAAUUGUUAAGGAUUAAAAGUGUUAUAAAACUAUACCUACGUAAAAAUGUAUGCUGUAAAUAUGCGCACUAUGGAAAUAAAGUCAUUUAAAAAAAUA